Helicoverpa zea (corn earworm) is the source of this 1590-nucleotide messenger RNA. It is a transcript of the gene eIF3e, whose product is annotated as eukaryotic translation initiation factor 3 subunit E. Bases 121 to 1458 code for a protein of 445 amino acids. Lineage: Eukaryota; Metazoa; Arthropoda; Insecta; Lepidoptera; Noctuidae. Gene Ontology annotation, molecular function: translation initiation factor activity. Gene Ontology annotation, cellular component: cytoplasm; eukaryotic translation initiation factor 3 complex; nucleus. Gene Ontology annotation, biological process: translational initiation. The record is from RefSeq and is a predicted model, not a curated record. The transcript has 9 exons.
AGGAGUUGUCACUUUGGCAUUUCUUUCCAAGUGCCAUGCAUUCAAUGCAUAGGACUUAAUUUUUACUUUUACGAGUAAAUAAUUGUACAACUUGAGAUAAAGUGAAGCAAAACCGCCAAAAUGAGUUAUUCCAAGUUUGAUUUAACGUUCAAAAUAGGUCAAUACCUAGACCGGCAUUUAGUGUUUCCAUUACUUGAGUUUUUGGCUGCUAAAGAAACUUACGACCAAUCGGAGCUCCUGCAAGCCAAACUAGAGAUUCUUAGCAAGACUAACAUGAUUGAUUAUGUUAUUGAUAUCAGGAAAAUGCUUUACCCUGAUGAGGACACCCCUGAGGAGAUUAAAGCGAGAAGAGGGGUAGUUCUCUCCCAGCUGCAAGAGCUCCAGGAUGCUGUGGAGCCAGUUUUGAGACUCAUGCAAAGAGAUGAUGUCAUGAAGACAGUAGAGACCAUGAGAGACCCCAAGACUCUCAUCAACCAUCUUACUACUAACAAGGAGUUUGAGUUCAAAGUUGAGAUGAUUGACAGCAUGUAUCGGUUGGCCAAAUACCGAUACGAGUGUGGUAACUACGUUGAAUCAGCGUCCUAUCUCUAUUUCUGCCAGCUGGUGAUGUGCCCGACUGACAAGAACUACUUGUCUGUUCUAUGGGGCAAACUCGCUAGUGAGAUCUUGGUACAAAAUUGGGAUGGUGCCCUAGACGACUUGACGAAGUUGCGAGAGUUCAUUGAUAAUGGUGGAGCAGGAGCAACUGCCAACAAUAUGCAAGCCCUUCAGCAGCGCACUUGGCUUGUGCACUGGUCACUUUUCGUAUUUUUCAACCACGUCAAGGGGCGAGACCUCAUCAUUGAGAUGUUUUUGUACAAGCCUCUGUACUUGAAUGCCAUCCAAACGAUGUGCCCGCAUAUCCUGCGUUAUUUGGCGACUGCUGUUAUUAUUAACCGUUCCCGAAGGAACGCCUUGAAGGACUUGGUCAAAGUAAUUCAGCAAGAAGCCUACACUUAUAGAGACCCCAUCACGGAGUUUAUAGAGCAUCUCUAUGUAAACUUUGACUUCGAAGCUGCCCGCCGGAAGUUGAACCAGUGCCAAGCAGUACUUUUGACCGACUUUUUCUUGAUUGCGUGUCUAGAAGAGUUUGUUGAAAAUGCUCGCCUUAUGAUUUUCGAAACUUUCUGUCGUAUUCACCAAGUCAUCAGUAUUGGAAUGUUAGCUGAGAAUUUGAACAUGCAGCCAGAUGAGGCUGAAUGCUGGAUUGUAAACUUGAUUCGUAAUGCGCGUCUGGACGCCAAGAUCGACUCCAAGUUAGGUCAUGUUGUGAUGGGGGCCCAACCUUUGUCCCCAUACCAACAACUUGUGGAAAGGAUCGACUCACUCGCUGUCCGAUCUGAAGCGCUGACGUCGUUAGUAGAACGUAAACAGAAAACCCGUAACCAAGAUAUUCGUUGGGGAACUCAAGAAUUUUAAGCUUAACAUUCAUUUGAUAAAAUAAUUCCGAACUAGCAUUACUUGCGUAAGAAUCGUCUCAAAGAAAUAACAUUAUGUACUUCAGCCCAUCUAUGAAGCAAUUUUUAUUACAUAUACAUAUUUAUACUAUAA